AUGAUUGAAACAGGCGAAAAAGCUAUUAUUGGAAGCUUAAAAAGAGCUCGCAGGACAGGAUAAUUAACAUUAAUAGGUUUGGAACUCAAAGAGUUUCCUAAAUAAAUAGCAUAGUAUCAGGAUUUGUAGCUGGAUGAUAACUGGUGGGAAAUAGCUCCUUUAACAAAGCUUGAUCUGUCGAAUAAUGAAAUUAAGUAGAUUCCUGAAGAUUUUACUCAUGAGAAGGAAAUUCAAUUAGUAAGAAUGCUAAAUAAUAAACUUUUUACGCUUCCAAAUUCUCUUUUUUAACUCACCUAGCUUAAAUCGAUAGAUUUUAGUAAGAAUUAAAUUAAAUAGCUCCCUUAUUCAUUAGUUUAAUGCCCUAGCUUAGUUGAAAUCAAUUUGAGCGAAAAUAAAAUAGAAGAACUUCCUAUGAAUAUGCACUACCUUUAAAACUUAGAAAUACUUAAUCUUUCAUAAAAUAACUUAAGAGCAGUACCUAUAUUUUUAGAGAAAACUCCUUUGAAAAAAGUGGAUUUAAGCGAGAAUAAAAUAUCUCACAUUCCUUAGCCUGCUUUUUCUGGAUGCCUACUUCUAGAAAACCUCAUUCUUUCUAAAAAUUUAAUUUAACAAAUUGAUGAGGGAGCAUUCUAAAAUUUGAAGUCUUUAGUCAAUCUCUAUUUAGAUUAAAAUAGGCUAGUUGAAUUUUAAGAAGUUCCAUAAAGUGAAAAACUAGAUUAGCUUGUGCUAUCGUAUAACAGGAUAGAAAGUUUUACUUAAUUUGAAAAUAUUCCUAAUCUCUCAGCGCUUGUAAUUAACAAUAAUAAACUAAAAAAUUUAGAUAAGAGUAUCCUUAUCUGCAAGAAUAUCAAGACUUUGGACCUAACUAAUAACGAUUUACCUGAUAUUCCCUCAGAAAUAGGGUUAUUACCUAAAUUAGUUCGUUUUACAGUUGAAGGAAAUCCUCUUAAAUGCAUAAGAAAUACAAUUAAGAAUGCUGGAGCAGAAGCAAUAAAAAAAUAUCUGCGUGAUAGAAUUUAAGGAGAUUACACAUAAGUAGAAAGCGCUAUGGAUCCAAAGAUGAAUUUUAUAUAAAAAAAACUGGAUCCUAUUGAAGUUUUAUUGAGAGAAUUCUAUAGAAACAAUGAGUUUAUUGUUUCAAAUUAAAAUUUAACUAAGUUUGAUGAUGAGCGUCUUUAUAACUUGAAGGGAUUAACCCAUUUGGAUAUUUCUAAUAACAAAAUUUAAAUUAUACCUGAAUAGUUAGUCAAUUAUGAAAAAUCAUUGAGUAAAUUACAUGCCAAUAAUAACAAUUUAAUAGCUCUUCCUUAAUCUAUUCUUCAGCUGAGAUAACUUUAAAGCUUAGAGUUUAAACAAAAUAACAUAGAAUACUUUUUUGAUAAUAAUUCUUAAUUAAAGUAAUGUUGGCAAGUAUUUCCCAAUCUAUAACACUUGGAUUUAAGUAUUAAUAAGUUAAAGAGUAUUAGUGGCUUAAUUAUAAGCUUUAUGCCUAGCUUAAGAGUUUUGAAUUUAGCAUACAAUUAAAUAUCUGAUCUUUCACCUCUGUUUUCUACAUCAGCAAAAUUGAAUAAAUUAGAAGUCAUUGAUGUCUCCAAUAAUUCACUACAAGAAUUGAGUGAAUAAAUUGCAUAUACUCUACCAAUGCUUCAAAAUCUUAACCUAGAAAAUAAUAACUUAUAAAAAAUACCAACAGAAUUAGGUUUUAUGAAACUAAAAACAUUAAAAAUUGAUGGAAAUCCUUUAAAACUAAUAAAGAGAGCUGUAAUUGAAAAGGGUACAGUAUCUAUUUUAGAUUAUUUAAGGACUCGCCAUGUUGGUAAUCCGCCAACUGAUUUAGCUUGCAUGAGACCAGUUGUAGAGGAAAUAGAAGAACAACCAGAGCAACCUCAGGCAAAUAUUUUAAGAAAUAAUGAUUAUCAGUAUAGAAGACAAAAUCAUUAAUAUGGUUAACUUUAAUAGCAGCCUGUUCAAUAAUAGUAGCCCAACUAUGGGUUCGGUAGAGGGAAUUUGUUUAAGUAAAAUUAAAAUGAUUUGCUAUUCUAAUAAUAGUAAUCAUAUAAUUAAGAAAGAGGAGGGUUUUAAAAGGUUGGAAAUAUGGAAGUUGAAAACUAUUCAAUGUAAUACACUUCUUAGUAAAAUCAAGUAAACCAACAAAGAAGCUUUGAUUAAGUAAAUCAAGGAUAUAAUAAUUAGCAAUAAUUUAAUAGAAAUAUGUAAGUCGAAGACUUAGCCUACAACAAUAAUCCUAACGCAGGUUAAAUUAAAAGAGCAAAUAAAGCUGAAAUUGAGAAGCAGAUUUAUUUAAUAAAUGGAUCUAUAUCGAAAUUAGAGAAUGAACUUGCUGAAAACUUCUCGCUAAAUAAAUUUUAAAUUAAUGAAAAAAGAAAAGAACUUUAAGCUCUUAAAUUGUAAAGAAGCAAGCUCUAAUAAGAUUUGUAAUGA
Messenger RNA from Tetrahymena thermophila SB210, 2442 nucleotides. RefSeq lists its product as hypothetical. The transcript has a single exon. NCBI's taxonomy places the organism in Eukaryota, Ciliophora, Oligohymenophorea, Hymenostomatida, Tetrahymenidae. Gene Ontology annotation, molecular function: protein binding. The record is from RefSeq and is a predicted model, not a curated record.